CAGGAAGUGAGCGAAGCUUGUAAACCUUUUCCCAUGUAACCCAUUUACACUGAAGACACUGUUCACCAAGCGUCAAUGCGGAUUCAAUGUUGACUCCAAGCUCAGACUCAAGGCGGCCAGAGCCCAUUCCUGAAAACAUUGGCAACAUAUGCCAGCAAACAAAUGCCAACUCUCUGGAGGAGUUUGCCCAAAACCUGGCAAAGAACAUAUUCCAGUCAUCUCUAAUGCAAAUGGAAACGUUGGACCCUGAGGUAUUGCAGCCUAAUCAAACACCAAAGAUGUUAGCUGAGGAAUUGGCAUCAGCAAUAAUUGAGAUUGCUCUGAAAGAAGUUUGCAUACCUCAACAUACAGAGGGUCUUACAUCAGAUGAGCAAAAGAAUAGUAAAGAAGAGGCUCAAAAUGGACCAUCUGUGGAUACAUCUGGAGAAGAACAGGACCUGUUGGACAUAGAGAUGGGUUCAUUUAGGGAAAUACAGACUCACAGAAACCCUCAGUCCAACUAUCCACCUCUGUACCGGUCAGGCCUUCCCGCUGUAGGUUCCCUUGACUACCCAGAUGCUCCUCCAACCACCCCUCUCAUCCCUGAGCUCGAGAGGAGCAGGCACAGUUUUGCUCGUAAGCUCAAAGGGGGGCUGGCAAAAGUCUUCCUGCCUUCUCCUCCUCCACCAACUCCAAAAGAAAAGGAAGACAGUUCAGGUGAUGUAAUCAGUGACCCUCGGGUGGAAUUGAUGGAGCAUCUGAUGCAUUCCCUGUCUACAAAUGACCUGGCAAGAGAUCACUUAGAAGCACAUGGAGCCGCUGUGGAGGUGUUUGCAGAGGUUCUGUCAUGUGAUAUAUUACACUGGGUCUUGAGUGUAAAAAAAGAGAAACAGAUAUCAGAUGAAAACGAUCUUCAUCUGCUAGCCCAUCAACUGGCUGAAACAAUCAUCACCUCCUCCCUAGAAAAAGCUAAAUGCGGCCCCAUAUCUGAGGAGUGAUCUGUUCAGGAUUUUUAGAAGUGAGGAUUUAUCAAAAUGUUUUGAGCAGAUGAUAUCUUAUUUCCAGGAGAUAACCCUUUUGGUAUCUACAUUUAGUAAAAAUUCCAAAUGCUAAAGUGAGAGGGACAAAGACCAAUGCAGACUUCUUCCACUCUUAAAACAUUUCCAGUGACAUAAAUGCUUAUGUGAAACUUUUCACAAUCAUUAUGUUUGCAGUAGGUUGGAGGCAGUAUGCCACCAAUGUUCUUUCUUUGUGAAGCCCAUAGUGAGGAUGGAACAUGUGACUUUCUGGUCAGAGUUACCAUCUCAUAUAAAAGAGAUGUAAAAAGCAGAAAUCUUCUAGUUGUGUAGGUGAAGCAUGAUGCAUUAAGUUUCACACAGACUUUUUACCUCAACCAGAAAAGCUUCAAAUCUUUUUUGGUAUGUUUGGUACGAUCUUUGGUGACACAUUGUCUCGUACCUUAAUUUCCUGUGUAACAAUCAUCAGUUUUGGUGUAAACAACUUCCCACUGUAAAAACAACAGUUCAAAGGUUACAAAACUGAAUUUACAAAAAUUGCUACAACAUUUUCGAGACUGGAGUUGUUUUAAGAUAAUAGACGUCUGUUAGAGAAAUGUUCUGACAUGUUUCCAGUUUGAGGCCAAACAGGAUUAAAUGUAUGGAUACAUGACUGUACUUUAUUUUAUCUAAAAAUACAUAAUUUUCCUCAUUUGAAACAGUGCAAGUUUAGCUUGCUUUUUGUAUGUAAAUAAAAGGUGUUUGCUUUGUUUUAUGUUUCUUUCACUGAACAGUUUUAUAUUGUUUUUUUUUUCAUAAGAAAAGGUAGAGCUGGAUGUAAUGCAUCUGAGAAAUACUUAUUUCACUCUGCAUGGUUGUGUUGGAUAUGGCUGGUUGCUCUCAUUGCAAUCUGGCUUUGUAUGCACUGUAUCACCAAAAGUGCCGACAUCCUUGUAUUUAUAUAAAAAAUAUUUUUAUGACUUUAUGAGUAUUCUUACUAGAUGGGCUUUAAUAAUGAGUUUGGUGCACCUUUUGCAGCUAUAACAACUUUAGCUCUUUUGUAAGGGCUGUAAACCAAGAGACUGAUGUUAUUGUCAUUGCCUAUAGGGCCUCUACAUUUUCAGUCCUGAGGUGAAGAAACAUUAUUAAUAUGCAGCUAGCCUGGAAUCAGAGGCAAAAUAUCUUAAAUCUCCCAGAGCUGGUCUCUCCAAACACUUUAAGGAGUUUGAAAUAAGUACAUCUCAUUGUAGAUUUUUUAAAACUUGUUUUUGAAAUGUUGUGCAUACAUGUAUUGCAUGUGUUAUUGUUUAAACUUCUGUCUAAAGCUGAUUCUGUGCUGCUGUCUUGGCAAGGAACCUUUUGUAAAAGAGAUUUCUAAUCUCAAUGAGUAUUUCCAGGUUAAAUAAAGCUGAAAUUAAUUGGAAAAGUAAAAAUGA
Girardinichthys multiradiatus is the source of this 2410-nucleotide messenger RNA. Its product is annotated as A-kinase anchor protein 11. The transcript has 2 exons. Lineage: Eukaryota; Metazoa; Chordata; Actinopteri; Cyprinodontiformes; Goodeidae. The record is from RefSeq and is a predicted model, not a curated record. The coding region runs from base 87 to 977 and encodes 296 amino acids.